AUCGACUUCCGAGCACCUGGAUGGAUUUUUGUUGUUGUCAUUUUGUUGGCACUUGAUUUGAUUUGCUAUGUUCAUCUACGCUAUGAUUUAGCAGUUGAUGUCCACAAAGUAAAAAAAAACCUUGCGAUGGCGCGCAAUGUGCUAGAGAGCAGCCUGUUGGGCGCUGGUUUCAGUAUCAUCUUUCAGAUAUUGUGCCGCAUCCUAACAUUCGGCAUCAAUGCGUACAUUGUCCGCAAUGUAGGUCGCGAAGUGCUUGGCAUUAUGAAUGUUCGCCUGCUGCUGCUCGAGAGCACGCUGCUCUUCUUGUCGCGCGAGGCAAUCAACCGGGCAGCGCUGAGCGCCAAUUCGCAGCAGCGCGACAAGUGCUCUUGGGCGCAGUUGAUCAAUCAGAUGUGGCUUACGGUGCCCAUUUGCGCCGCUCUGUGCGCUCCGUGUUUGUACAUCUGGCUUCACUGGCUAUCAGCUGUGGAUGCACCAUAUAGCGCACAAUAUGAGUUUGCCUGCUAUGCGGUGGCGCUGUCCUGUGUCCUGGAGCUAGUGGCCGAGUCGGCGGUAUUCGUAGCGCAAGUCUUUUGCUUUGUCAAGCUCAAAAUUAUGCUUAACACGCUACACAUUCUUGUGAGGUCGGCCAUCUUUCUGUGGAUAGUCAUUGGCGAUCGCAGUGUGGCUAUUAACGCCUUUGCCUUCGCUCAACUGGCCAGCGCUGUAACCAUUGUUUUGGGUCAAUACGGGUUCUUUCUCUACUACAUUAAGCGCUUUAAUCGCUACAAACUGCGCCAGCAGCAGCCAGUGAGCAAGACUAAGGCAAUACCGGAAGCGAGCUCUUGGGAGCGCUCUAUGUUCGCGCACAUGGAUGAUUUUCCGAUUACAAAGCUAUCGGAAUUGCUGCCGGGUGUUUUGAGCUGCUCCAGCGAUGGCGCGUAUUUCAACAAAGAGCUGCAAACGCUGACAUUGAGCUUCGUUAAGCAAGGAGUGCUGAAGCAGAUACUCACGGAGGGAGAGAAAUAUGUGAUGUCUGUGUCGCCGGUGCUCAGCUUUGGCGAGCAAGCCACCUAUGACGUAGUCAACAAUUUGGGAAGCAUGGCGGCACGAUUCAUAUUCCGGCCGAUCGAGGACAGCGCCUAUUUCUACUUCACGCAGACCAUUGCACGCGAUACACGCCUGACCAAGCAACUGCCGGAGCGGGUGCGUCAGGCCAGUAGCGUGCUUAACAAUCUGCUGCUGGGCGUCAGCUCCAUUGGCCUGCUGGCGUUCACCUUUGGCCAGAGCUAUUCACACACUCUGCUGCUGUUGUAUGGCGGCGAGGAUUUCGUUGCCGGCGGUCUGCCGCAGCUUUUGCUGCAGUGGCACUGCCUGGCCAUCUAUCUGCUAUCCGUGAAUGGUAUCAGCGAAGGCUACAUGUUUGCGACGAACACCAGCCGCGACAUUGACAAGUACAACUACCUGAUGGCCAUAUUCUCAAUAAGUUUCCUUGUCUUGUCGUACAUUCUGACGGGCACUUUUGGACCCGUCGGCUUCAUCUUUGCCAACUGCAUUAAUAUGAUGGGUCGCAUUUUGUAUAGCACUUGGUACAUCCACCGCCAGUAUCAGCCGCUCGGGCUGAAUCCACUCCAAGGACUUUGGCCCGGCAAGCUAUUUGGUGGCACCAUACUAAUUGCCGGCCUGAUCUGCUACUGGUAUCGAAAUGCGGUGUUUGGGACGCAUAUUGGCGUUGGUCUGGCCACUGGCAUUCUAUGUUUGUUUGCCUGGGCUCUGGCUCAUCGAGAUCUGAUGUAUUUGGUCUGGAAGUAUGGACGUCGCUUCAAAAUCGAUUGAAGCUGAAAACUUUGUGUUUGUUUUCCAACUCUGGAGGGCAGUAUCUACGCUCUGUGUGCCCCUAAAUCGCACAUCAAGUUGAACAUACAGUCUAUAUAUAUCUAGUUGAAAAUAAAUUAAUUGUUAGUUAAGUUAUUGUACAUUUGUAAUUAUUGACUUGCUUUAUUUUUAAUGCUUUUCGCUAUAAAUUUGUUAAAUACGCAUAAAAAGACAACGAAUAACAAAGUAAUCCAAAAUAA
Messenger RNA from Drosophila grimshawi, 2054 nucleotides. Its product is annotated as protein RFT1 homolog. Gene Ontology annotation, cellular component: endoplasmic reticulum membrane. The transcript is spliced from 4 exons. Lineage: Eukaryota; Metazoa; Arthropoda; Insecta; Diptera; Drosophilidae. The coding region runs from base 127 to 1815 and encodes 562 amino acids. Gene Ontology annotation, biological process: dolichol-linked oligosaccharide biosynthetic process; glycolipid translocation. The record is from RefSeq and is a predicted model, not a curated record.